Molecule: messenger RNA, 3360 nt
Organism: Aspergillus ruber CBS 135680
Lineage: Eukaryota; Fungi; Ascomycota; Eurotiomycetes; Eurotiales; Aspergillaceae
Product: GcvT family protein
Exons: 2
Coding region: 427-2964 (845 amino acids)
Cellular component (GO): mitochondrion
Molecular function (GO): oxidoreductase activity; protein binding
Source: RefSeq, a predicted model, not a curated record
GUCCGUGUUUACAGCCGUUGAUAUUUUCAACCCUAACAAGACCACUUUAGCGAUAAUAGCAGCGACACUAAACAUACCGCAAUACCUUAACUCAAUUAAAUCCCACACUUUAUCUCCAUCCCAAUAUACGACCAGCAAAUACAUGUUACAUCGGUACACCGAGACCCCUCCAACAUGCAGAGCCCAUGCGGGGUAACGCACCGCGCUGUAUAACCCGUUCAGGAAAAAAGAACCCCAUUCCCAUGCACGGUAUACUUAUCCGUCCCCACUGCCCUCGUACAUCUAAUACAAUCACAGCUCAGUAUAGCACCAUGAUAGACAUCUCCAAGAAUAUCAAAUGACAACUACAAAUAACGAUUAUACCAACCCCAUCCACAUACUUCCAACAACAAAUACUUCCCUAUUCUUAUCCAUGAUAACAAAACCAUGCCACCUAAGACAAUCAUAAUUGGCGCCGGCAUCGUCGGCGCAAACCUCGCCGACGAGCUCGUCUCUCGUGGAUGGAGAGACAUAACCGUCAUCGAACAAGGACCUCUCAAUCUCCCCGGUGGUUCGACUUCGCAUGCGCCCGGGCUAGUUUUUCAAACCAAUGGCUCGAAAACGAUGACGCAGCUUGCUCGGUAUACAGUCCAGAAGCUGGCCUCGAUCGAGAAAGAUGGGCAGAAUUGCUUUAACGACGUUGGUGGGUUGGAGGUUGCUACGACACCGGAACGGGCUGAGGAACUGAAGAGGAAGUAUGGAUACGCGAAGUCGUGGGGUAUUGAGGCAAGGCUCUUGAGCGCCCAGGAGUGUGCUGAGGUGUAUCCGCAUUUGAAUAAGGAGGUUGUGCUGGGUGGGCUGCAUACGCCCAAUGAUGGACUGGCACUUGCUGCGCGCGCGACACAGUUGCUUAUCGAACGGACUCGUCAGGCUGGUGUCCGGUAUCUUGAAUUAACGCCCGUUACCGGUAUUGAACAGACUAGUGGCCAUGUCACAGGAGUGACAACACCCAACGGUACCAUCCCUGCGGAUAUCAUCAUCUCCUGCGCCGGCUUCUGGGGCGUCGAGGUCGGCGCCAUGGCCGGUGUCUCAAUCCCCCUACUCCCACUAGCACAUCAAUACGCAAAAACAACCGCUGUUCCGGCACUCGCAAGUCGAGAAAUCAACACGCUUCCCAACGGCCGCAACGCAAUCCUCCCUAUCCUCCGCCACCAAGACCAGGAUCUCUAUUACCGCGAGCACGGCGAGCAGUAUGGCAUCGGGUACUACGGUCAUCGUCCAAUGCCAGUUCGCGCGGCAGACUUGGGCUUAACGCCAAAGCACAUUGAUGAACAGAAUAUGCCAUCUCGUUUGCAGUUCACGGCGGAGGACUUUGAGCCUGCGUGGAAGGCUUCGAAGGAGCUUUUACCGGCACUGCGCGAGACUGAACUUGCCGACGGAUUCAAUGGCAUCUUCUCAUUUACGCCAGAUGGCGGCCCGCUUAUUGGGCAAGCACCAAGUUUGGAUGGCUUCUAUGUCGCUGAAGCCGUAUGGGUGACACACUCCGCAGGCGUUGCAAGGGCUGUAGCGGAAAUACUCACAACAGGCGCAUCUCAGAUCGAUGUCGCAGAAUGCGAGCUAUCCCGCUUUGAAGAAGUGCAAAUGAGUCGGGAAUAUGUUGAUGAGACAUCGCAGCAGAAUUUCAUCGAGAUAUACGACAUCCUACACCCCCUACAACCCAGAGAAUCCCCCCGCAACCUCCGACUCAGUCCCUUCCACACCCGGCAAAGGGAGUUGGGAGCAUCUUUCCGCGAAGUUGGAGGCUGGGAGCAGCCGUCCUGGUACGACGCAAAUGCAGAGCUGCUCAAGAGCCUUCCAAAUGAGUGGAAACCCGUCGAGCGAGAUGCAUGGUCUGCGCGGUUCUACUCGCCUACCGCUGCGGUAGAGGCGUGGAAGACACGCAAUGCGGUUGCUGUUUAUGAUAUGACCACGUUUCAUCGGUUCGAGGUAUUUGGUCCGGGUGCUGUCGAUUUGCUGCAGCGGUUAGGCACGGGUGAUGUCACUGCGAAACCAGGGACUAUCACCUAUACUCUUUUCCUGAAUGAAGAUGGCCGCAUUCGUAGCGACAUUUUCGUAGCUAGACUCGACACAGACCUGUUCCAAGUUGGCGCGAACUCUGUUACCGAUCUAGCCUAUCUCACUCGCGAAGCACGCCUCCAAUCCCAGCACUCCCCGGCCCAAUGGGUCCGAGUCCGCGACAUCACCGGCAACACCUGCUGCAUCGGCCUUUGGGGGCCUCGCUCUUUCGAUAUCAUUAGAAAAAUCACAGCAGAUGACUUUUCCAAUAGCGCCCUUCCAUACAUGCAUGUGAAAAAGGCAACAAUCGCCGGCAUCCCGGUCACAGCAUUGCGCAAGUCCUACGUCGGGGAAUUUGGCUGGGAGAUCCAGACCAGUGCUGAAUAUGGUCAACGAUUAUGGGACGCUAUCUUUCACACAGGAAAACCGCAUGGACUUAUCGCAGCUGGCCGCAGUGCUUUCAAUGCGUUAAGGCUGGAGAAGGGGUAUCGCACUUUUGGCACCGACAUGACCGCCGAACACGACCCAUUUGAAGCUGGUGUUUCUUUUGCCAUUGUGGAUAAGAAAGUAAAUUAUGUCGGUAAAGCUGCCGUUGAUCAGCGCUCUAAACGACAACCAGCUCGGCGGCUACGCUGCCUCUCUAUCAACGACGGUCGUUCCAUGGCCCUUGGGAAAGAGCCCGUAUACUAUAACAACCAGGUUGUCGGGUAUGUCACCAAUGCAGCGUUCGGGUAUACAGUCCACAAGCCGAUUGCCUAUGCCUGGCUACCUGUGGCUGUGACCGAUGGCGAGACCGUCGAUAUCGAAUACUUCGGGCGCAAAAUCCAGGCUACCAUCACAUCCGAGCCACUGUACGACCCGCAGAUGAACCACCUACAUGGCACCAGCCCCAUUUCCGAGCCUCAGAAACCAUUGAAAUCUCGACUAUAACCGCAUACGGCAGUCCGGUGCGGGGAGUAUCGCAGUCCAUGGAAGGCGGCGCUUUCCUGCGCAGCGCACCAUAUCUUCGCCCACGGCUUUCUCCGUGGCAUCCCGAGGAGACCCGUUUUUACGACAGCGCAUUGAAAGUUCACGCUAGAGCAGACACCCUUGUCUUGUACUUUGACGCAGCCGGGACGGUCAUGGCGCUGAGAAGUGAAGAAGUACCUGACAAGCUGUACGAAGAUCCGAGGCAGUGCGGGAGGAGUUUCCCAUGAAGAGGAAUUGGAAUUAUCGUCGUUAGUUGUCAUCUUCCCGGCUGACAGGUCUUAUCGGAUCGUCUAUCUCCAAGAUAGGCACUUGGCAUCUAAUUGGCUUCUAGCACAGACUCGUUCGUAUCUUUGGGGU